GUUUUGUGAUGAAGGGGAAAAUUGUAAGCGCUCGAAAACGACUUUCGCACAUUAUUCGGAGGGCUAAACUUUUGGGAAUAGAUCUCCAGGAUUCGCACUCGACUACGUUGCUGAGGCAGUCUUGCUGCUCCACGGAAACUUCUGCCUCAACGUGUCUUCUGGUGCUCAGCAUCAGUUUUCUCACUCUAGUUUUCACUUGGGCACUUGGACACUAUAUUUGUCCUCCAGUGCAAUGUACUUCCCCGAAAUUCCAGGAUCUCCACAUAAAGACUUUGAACUGGCGUCUGCCUCGUGACGAAGGUGUAGAACAUUUAGACAUUAUGGACUUGAACCUUCGAACAUCAAACCUCUCAGAACUAUCGACAAUCCAUAAACCUCCGGAAAGUCAUCACGUUGAACACAACUGUGUAGAAUUAGACUUCAUUGGUUAUAACAGUGAGAAUGAAGAUUUAUGAGAAGUAAAUACAAUCACUUU
Messenger RNA from Macrosteles quadrilineatus (aster leafhopper), 475 nucleotides. RefSeq lists its product as uncharacterized. Bases 9 to 455 code for a protein of 148 amino acids. The record is from RefSeq and is a predicted model, not a curated record. NCBI's taxonomy places the organism in Eukaryota, Metazoa, Arthropoda, Insecta, Hemiptera, Cicadellidae. The transcript has 3 exons.